AUGACUGCGCCGUCAUGUGCCGACGUGCCGGUGCGGCGCAGGGCGCUCUCUCCAGGCAGCGGCACUCGCAGCCCUCCGGCGCAAGGCUCACCUCACGAUCUGCACUCCGUCAUCUCGCUCAACGCUCGCGCUCCCUUCUCCGUCACCGCGCCGUACCUCAACCACGGCGCCGUCUUCGGGCCUCCCAAGUUCAACGGUCGCGCCGUGCAUCCCUCGGUGGACCCGCACACCACUGGCCACGGCAUGUACGCCACCGACGACAUCAUCGACGGCCGCGCCGUGCACCCCAGCCAGUCGCUCAUCAGCCAGAGCAAGGUGCAGAAGUCCGAGCCCGCCAUCUACGGCGGCCAGGAGUACGCCACGAUGCAGCCGUACGAGGGCCGCGACGAGCCCUACACCACGCAGCCGUACAUCGAGGGCCGCGACGAGUACGUCGUGAUCCAGCCCUACGAGGGCCGCGACGUGCAGGAGUCGCUCGAGCUCCCGGUGCGCCGCGACGGCGACGCGUCCUUCCUGCAACCCGAUCGCCGUCAGGAGCCCUCCACGGGAGGCAAUGACGACGGGCCAAACCAUCGCCGUCGUCAGGAGCAGUCGCCGCUUCGCCGCGAGGACGAUAAUGCGCCAGUUCUCAACGGCCGCCAGGAGCACACGCAUCCUAUCGGAGGCCAUGUUCCUCGCCGUCGUCAGGAGUACUCGACGCAGCCGGCCAUCAACGGCCGCGAUGAGGUCUACUACAUCCAGCCGGCCACGGAGCGCCGCGACGAGGUCUACUAUAUCCAGCCGGCCACGGAGCGCCGCGACGAGUUCUACUCGACGCAGCCGUACGUCGAGGGCCGCGCCGACCUGCCCAAGCGCCCCCCUUACGGCCGUUCGGACGCCUCGGAGCAGCCCGCCAGUGGCCGCUACAUGGACAUCUCGCACCUCGCUCUGCCUCGCCAGGAGUACUCGACGCAGCCGUACAUCGAAGGCCGCUCGGGUCUUUCCAAGCGUCCGGUCACGGGCCGCCCCGGCCUCUCCACCCGUCCCUCCCGCGGCGGCCGCUACACGGGCGCGAGCUUUUCGCAGAUGGCUCUGCCCCGUCAGGAAUACACGCCGCAGCCAUUCGACGGCCGCGACUACUCCACGGAGGCCGUCAUCAACGGCCGCGACUACAAUACGGAGCCUGUGAUCAACGGCCGCUCCCUUCUGUCGCCCGAAGGAGAGCUCAACCUGCGCGACCUUAUCUACAGCCGCGACCUCGACAGCGAAGUGUACGCUGCCCGUUCCCCGCUGUCGACGCGCAUCGGCGCGCGCGAGCUCGCUGACGGCCCGACGCUGUACAUCAUCGGCCAGCACGAGCCGGAGGACGCACACGUUGCUCGCCGCUCGCAGGGCCACGAGGCCCGCGGCGGCACCCUGCACACCAUCACGCGUGCGCCCGGCACCGAGUACCAGCAUGUGCUCAACUGA
This is a messenger RNA of Tilletiopsis washingtonensis, 1449 nucleotides long. RefSeq lists its product as hypothetical. The transcript has 2 exons. The coding region runs from base 1 to 1449 and encodes 482 amino acids. The record is from RefSeq and is a predicted model, not a curated record. NCBI's taxonomy places the organism in Eukaryota, Fungi, Basidiomycota, Exobasidiomycetes, Entylomatales.